AUGCUGCACCGCUGCGCCGACAAUUACAACUCGUUCGCGGACGUUGACGACGGGUCGUGCGCCUUCGAGGUGUACGGUUGCGUCUUCUCGCAGGCGCUGAACUACAACUCGGAGGCCACCGUGUACGACGGCUCGUGCGUGUUUGCAGUCCUCGGAUGCCAAAAUUCGUCGGCAUCAAACUACCGGCCCGACGCGAACACGGACGACCCGCAGAACCCGUGCGUCUUCCUGGUGGAAGGCUGUGUCGACACGGCCGCCCUCAAUUUUGACUCGGAGGCUCAGAUCCUCGACGACUCGUGCGUCUACCCCGUGCCGGGCUGCCUGAACGCCACCGCCGUUAACUUCAAUUCGGCGGCGAACGAGGACGACGGCUCCUGCGUGGAGGCGCGGCCCGGCUGCGAGGACCCGGCCGCGGACAACUACGACCCGCUCGCGAACGAGCCCAACCCGGACGCGCCGUGCGAGUACACCGUGGAGGGAUGCACCAACUCGUCGGCCGUGAACUACAACUCGUUGGCCACCGUGCCCGACGACUCGUGCGUGCCGGAGAUUCCUGGCUGCAUGGCCUCCCUGGCCCUCAACUACCGUUCGUCGGCGAAUCGAGACGACGGCUCGUGCGACUUUCCUACGUUUGGAUGCACGAACUCGAGCGCCCUGAACUACCUCGCCGACGCCACCGCGGACGACGGUAGCUGCAUCUUUCGCGUGCCCGGCUGCACGCGGCCCGGCGCGCUCAACUUCGACUCCGAGGCGACGGUGGACGACGGCAGCUGCGUGGACGCGGUGCUCGGGUGCACGGACGCCGCGGCGCUCAACUACCGCCCGCUGGCGAAUCGAGACGACGACUCGUGCCUCUACUUUGGGUGCCCCAACCCGCGCGCCGACAAUUACGACGACCGCACCAACGCCAACAACCAGUCCGUCGUCGUCGACACCAACGGCACCGCGUGCGACUUUCCCACGUUUGGAUGCACGAACUCGAACGCGGCAAACUACAUGCCGAACGCGACCUCCGACGAUGGGUCCUGCUUCCGCUUCGCCUGCGCCCAGUCGGACGCCCCGAACUACGACGACACGUGCGGGGCCGCAGCAGGGCUACCUUGCCUCGACGACGGCUCUUGCCGGCCAAAGAUUGCUGCCCUUGAGGACCUCUACACCGAGGCGGCCGAGGCGCUGAACACGCAGCCGUUCCUGAACGACAUCAUCGGCAACAGCUUCGCCAGGGGGUGCGCCGAUAACAACGCAGAUUUCUUCGACAUGUUCGGCCUUGGCAGCGGGGGAGGAGGCAGGCGCGCGCUGCAAGCGACGGCCGGCUCGCCCGCGCAGGCGGCGGCUGGGCGAGAGAGUGAGGCGGCGGGCACAGGGGUAGCGUCCCUCGACGAGGUGCUCAGCCCCCUGCGCGCGCGCGCGAGACUCGGGGCGCCCGGCAAGCAGAGAGAGAUCGCGACGCGCCGGCGCUUCGCCGAGGAGCCGGUGCCAAGGCCAGAAAUCUCCACGGGCUGCACCGACUCGCUGGCGAGCAACUUUGACUCGGAGGCGGUCGCUUUCUCGGGGCGCUGCUGGUACGAUGUCAUCGGCUGCAUGAACUCGACCGCGCUCAACUACAAUCCGAUUGCCAACGUUGAGGGGAGCUGCGUGCCGCGAGUGUCUGGCUGUAUGGCGAGCUCGGCGGUCAACUUCGACGACACGGCCACAACAAUGGAGGGCGCGGCUUGCACCUGGGCCAUCCGCGGCUGCACCGACCCCGCCGCGCUCACCUUCGACCCGCUCGCUACCGAGCCCGACCCCGCCUUGUGCACGGCACCGGUGGUCGGCUGCGCCGACCCGCUCGCGACCAGCUACAGCGCGGCGGUGAACCUCCACAACAGCACCGCUUGCAUCUACCCUGUGCGGGGUUGCACUGACUCGGCCUCGCAAAACUACGACCCGGCUGCCGAGGAGAACGACGGCUCGUGCGUGCGGCCUGGCUGUGCGUUCCCCUCGGCCGCGAAUUUCGCGCCCGGCACGACCGUCUCUGAGCCGGAUGAAUGCGUUUGGUUGCCACACGGGUGCAGUGAAGAGCCUCGCGCUGCCAACUACGACCCCGACGCGCAGGGUGGCGGUGUGUGCUUUGUGCCGGGCUGCCGCGACCCCUCGGCACCAGAUUUCGACUCGAGCGCCACUUUUGAUGCCGGGUGCAAGCAGGUGGCCCGCGGCUGCACGGAUGCUGCCGCAUCCAACUACGCCCCGCGGGCGGAGAAGGACGACGGCAGUUGCCGCUACGGCGGCUGCAAAACGCCGACGGACCUUGCCUACAGCGCUGGCGCUCACUUCCACGACGAGAGCGCGUGCCGCGGGAGGGGGAACUGCACCGACUCGGGGGCCGCGAACUUUGGCGCGGCCGGGCAGGCGUGCCGGUUCGGCGGCUGCACCAACAUGUCCGAUCCAGCCUACAGCCCGGACGCGACCUUCGACGACGGCACGUGCGGCCUCUCACUGCGCGGCUGCACAAGCUCUUCCUCCGCGAACUUCGACGCGGCCGCCGCUGUGAGCGGCGGGGGUGCCUGUGUCCCAGUCUUCUGCGGCGAGCGGCACAGGCGCGUCGAGGCGGCGGGCCAGGGCGUCGCGUGCGUGCCGCACGUCUUUGGGUGCACCGACGAGCGAGCGGCCAAUUUUGCCGCCUGGGCGACGGCCGACGACCGCUCCGCGGUCAACUACAACUCAAACGCGACGCAGGGCGGCGCGCAGGAUUGCGAAUGGCCAAGGGGCGGUUGCACCGACUCCGCGUCGCCGACCUACCGCUCGUGGGCGACCGUCAACGACGGCUCAUGCUACGUGGCCGACUCGGACACGCCGGCGGGCGUCGAGGCCCUUGUGAUGCUCCUCACCCUCUCUGUCACCGUCUUGCUGCAGUUCCUCGCCGUGCGCUUCCCAUCGCUCCGGCGGCCGAGGCUCGGCGCGGUGGCGCUGCCGCCGCUCGCCGCGCUCGAGAUGGCGGCGCACGCCCUCUCGGUGCGCAGGCUGCUCUACGAGGCGGUCCGCCCCGCCCUCGUGGGCGCGGAGGACGAGGGCGGGGUGGGCGCCUCCUCGGCGGCGAGUGGCGUGUGGGCCGAAUGGGGCGGCGCCAUCGCAGCCGCGCUCGAGCAGCAGGCGGGCGAAGCCUUCUCCCUGCGCGCGGCGGCGGCCGAUCCGGCGUCCUGCGCCCUGCUCAUGGCGUCCUCCCUCGCGCUCGCCCUCCUCCUCGCCGCCCCCGCCGCUCUCGUCGCGGGCUGCCACUGCGCGUCGCAGCUCGCCGUGCAGGGCCUGUACCGCGCUUCGCUGCCGCGCGACGCGCCGCCGACCCCCCUCAUCCUGCAGGCGUCGCUCGCUCUCGCCGCGGCGGCGCUGCUCCUCCGCUUCGUCCGGCCGGCGCUGUUGCUGCUCUCGCACGAGCGUAGCGGCCGCUCCUGGCGCUCUUCCUUUGGCCUGGCGGUUUGA
Emiliania huxleyi CCMP1516 is the source of this 3456-nucleotide messenger RNA. RefSeq lists its product as hypothetical. The transcript has 7 exons. NCBI's taxonomy places the organism in Eukaryota, Haptophyta, Isochrysidales, Noelaerhabdaceae. Bases 1 to 3456 code for a protein of 1151 amino acids. The record is from RefSeq and is a predicted model, not a curated record.